GCAAAUUCCAGAAGCUUUCCCCCUCCCCCUCCCAGCCUCUCCUCUCCCAGUCGCAGUGACAGACACCCCUUCAGUCGACCUUCCGUCCAGCCCAUCCAGUCCCCGUCUUUUCUGUCCGUUACCUCCGUCGUCCUGCUUUACUAUAAGAGCGGAGGCCGCGAAAAGCAAAGCAUUCUCAGAGACCAAGAGCGUGAAGUGAACGAAUUUGGGUCGCAGCUCGCCGUGUGCUCGAACUCCCCAACUUCCCUUCCCCUCUCAACGGUCGAGGAGAUCACCUCCGCACGCCACCCUUGUGCGAGGUUUUUUCCAUCAAGCAGGCUUCACCAAGCCAGCUUCUUCAUCGAGCAAGCUUCGUCGUUGCCUCUACAAGAAUGAGUUUCAUCGAGAAGGUCUGGACGGAGGUCAUGGGAAGCUCCCCGCAGCUCCCCUCCUCCAUGGACAAGAGCAUCGCCACUUCCCCGCGAAGCUCGCUGGAGCGUUACGACAGCGCGGGAAGCCCGCUUUCACCGUCGACUGAAGGCGGAUAUCAUGGGAUUCCGUCGUUGAAUCUUGACGAGCGGCGGAGGAGCGCGGACAUGGCAUCUGACGGGCGGACGGUGAUGCCAAGAAUCACCAAGAGCAUCUCCAUCGCUCCGCAACCGCCACAGAUGGCUCGCAGGCUCGACACGUCCCGCUCACUGCCUGCUCACUACGACACCGGCCUCUCGAACUUGCCUUCUCCUGCGUCCCGCAAGGGAGAGAACGUGUGGCGCAGUGUGUUUCACCCGGGGAGUAACAAGGCUGGGAUGGACCGCGUGGGUGCGACCAGAUUCGACAAGGCUAGCUCGUCGGAGCCGUCCGUGUUCGACUGGUAUAAUCCGCUCACGAUCUGAGCGUCCAGAGCCCUGAUGCAAUGCUGUACAAUCCCAAGUCGAAGGCAGAGUACCGUUAGAAGAGCAGCAUCACAGAAGUGGAGUCGCUGUGCAGCUAACAACGUGGGCAACAUGUAUCCAAGCCUGGGACUUCAAUAUCUGCAAGAAUAACUGGAGCGGUUUUUUGGCAGUCAAUACUGGGGCUUAAAGCCCUGUUGUACAUUCUGUACAUGUGCUGCCUGCGCCCUCUGCUUCGUCAACCAAGGGAGUUGCUUGAGUUACUGCUUCAGUUGCAACAGGUUCCAUCGUCCUCACUGGUUCUGUUUCUUCUUUUGUACGUUGCUUGGUGCUGCUUCGACGCCUUCCAAGUCAGCUUGCUCCUGCCAUCAUCGUCUGAGGGUGCAGAUGGUGGAUGGAGUCACGGCUCGUUCUGCCCUGCUGAGUUCUUUCCUCCGGCUGCACCAGGAUUUUGCUUGGACUGGCUGGGAAAAUGGCUAGUCUAAGAAGUUGUGGUAGUGAAAUGGUGGAUUUUGUGUGAGAUGCUGGUGUGGCUAGGGGACGAAGUCCCUGGUGACCAUCCUGCAUUUUGUGCUGUAGAUAGCUUGUCAAGCUCUUUAAUGAAAUUUGGAGAAAUUUGG
Closterium sp. NIES-67 is the source of this 1489-nucleotide messenger RNA. The record is from the annotation of a GenBank genome assembly. Lineage: Eukaryota; Viridiplantae; Streptophyta; Zygnematophyceae; Desmidiales; Closteriaceae.